Dermacentor silvarum is the source of this 5092-nucleotide messenger RNA. RefSeq lists its product as uncharacterized. The record is from RefSeq and is a predicted model, not a curated record. The transcript has 8 exons. The coding region runs from base 528 to 2963 and encodes 811 amino acids. Lineage: Eukaryota; Metazoa; Arthropoda; Arachnida; Ixodida; Ixodidae.
AGCAACCAACGAGUGGUUUCAAAAGUUUCAGAAAAUUGAUGUACAUUUUUCUUUGUAUUUUUUAAUAAGUUGCAUAAGUUUUUUAUAAGUUGACGUAUAAAGUCAAAGUUUCACGGAACCUCUAUGGUCGGAAGGUGGGAACCAUGGUGGGAACGGCGGGAAGAACCGGCAGGAACCGACGGCAGCACAGGUGUUCUGUGCUGAAGUCGUGCUGUAGUGGUGCCGCGCCGGGUGAGUGUGCUUGCAUAACGGUCAAUGUGCUAACGGCGAGGGCUGCAAUAGACUUCAGCAGAGGCACACACUGCAUAACAAAGUUUUCACCCGACGUGAGUUUAUUCGAGAAAUUUUACUGCUUUUACUUGGGUACUUCUGUAAGUGAGGCUUUGUCUCCUUUGUUUUUCUGCGCCGUAUUGUGCGAUUGGUUGUUUCGCCUGUUUCCGUGUUGAAGAACAACUUAUUGUUUUGAGACGGGGACCGGGGGUACUAGCAUUUUGCGUGACACUGUGCUAGUUGCAUACACGCUCGAGAUGGAGGGCCUUAGAGCCCCACGUUCACACUCGGACACCUGUUGCAUGCAGAGUGCACCUGUGCAUGCUAACUCCAGAUCUAACUCGGGAACUUCAUCCGUCCAAGAAUCGGAUAAGUGCAGGUCUGAAACUUGGCAUCAGUCGUCUGGAAGCUGUGAUGGCAGGCAUGUGUCAUUUGCCAAAGAGCCGAACUCGGAACCAAAUGCGCAUUGUCGCCGAACAUCGCAUUCUGUUGACGACCUUGGCGAUCUCCAGACAGCGCGCGAAGCCGAAAAGAAAAGCCUCUUGCAGCAGCCCCGUGAGAAGUUUGAGACAGUCGCCGAUAUGACCGAUAAAUUUGUCCGGUACUUCACGACAAUGCAUUUGGAACGCGAGUGCACAGCCGGUGUGUACCUCUGCACUGUUUGUCUGUCAGCGCAGAGAACUCUUGUCAAAAUCCGGGAGGCGGUCAGGAAGGAUCCACCAGGUCGUCGUAUAGCUCUGAACAAUGGCAAGUUCAUGAAACUUUUGGUGAAACUCUGUAAACUCGAAUCACGUGGACCACCAAGUAUCUGCACUGUCACUAACAGAGAAAUGACAAACUUCUAUGAAACGCAGGCAUACCGUAAGCUUGCAGGCACAGUAAGCAUACUGGAAGAUGAGCAGAGUGAGGAGCUGUGGAAGUGCAUGCUUGGCCAGGCAGCAAAAAGUAUUAAACCACUUACUUACACUAUCAGUUGCCAAAGUGCCCGUAUACCUGGUGGUAGCACUUGCAUGUGGGACAAGGACUGUUACCAGGAACCACCACAAGAUAUGCUCAUAGGCCAACCCAAAGCUGUGCGUAAGGUGAAUCCAUUCCCUGUGUCCGACCUGAAGACUUUAGAUGUGAUCCGGUGCGUAGAUGCUCGACAUUUAAUAGUCUACCGUGGCGCCAAUGGCAAAGCUAGUGUAGACACCCUGAACUUGUUGCUGGCUGAGUUUCACCAAGGCUUGACUAGUGCACCUCGAGAAGAUCCUCCAAACGCUGGUGACAUUGUUGGCCUGUUUGUAUCGAGUGAUCGUUUGCUGAGAAUGCUUGUUGUCGAAGUGACUGAAGACAUGGCUGUGGUAUGGUCGAUGGACGAAGGUCAUUUUUGCAAGCUUCGUUGGAGCAACCUGAUUGAUGUGUUGCCAUCAUUCAGAUGCUUGCCACCUGCAGUUGGCCUGGCUGUCCUCUCAGAUGUGCAUGCGGCACCAUCCCUGAAGCUUUUGAGAGAAUGUGUGAGGACUUUUCAGACUGUGACAGACCACAGUGGCCAGGAAGGCUGCUGUUCUCUUGAAGCAUCCUUCCAUGUUGCCAUGGUGACAAGGGUCAAGGACUAUGGGGCAAUUGAAGUUCUCUCAAGCCUUCUCCACUGCCCAGACUUUGACACAAGGAUGAUCACUGCAACGUUUUUGACUCGGCUGUGCUGCCGUCACAUAGGACGCCAGGCUGUUUCAAAGGCAGGCGGCGUAGACAAAGUGCUAGGGCGCCUAAGGAAGCUGGUGGAUAGACGACGACAAAGAAGCAACUAUACAAUGAUAACUGAGGAAAAGCUUAUUUUGGUGAACCUCUUGCAGUCCAUGUUCUUCCGCAAUGAGGAGCUUUGCCUUGACUAUGCCGACUCGGACCAUAUUGCACUACUCAGCAAGAUUCAGGAAGGUUUAUCGCCAGCCUGCAAGCUCUAUGAAGAAGUUGAGUAUUGUCUACGCACAUUGCUUGGUCCUGCCUACAACAAAUGCAGACUCCCUGCUCAAGUUACGUGGGUUGCCAUGACUCCUGAAAAGUUGAAAAAUGAAAACCUUUCAGAUGAACCAAGUGUGGGACUGCAGUAUUACAAUGAAAAGAAUGCUGCAGGCCGCUUCUACAGGCGUGACAGCCUGGUGCCCUUUCGCUCGGACGAGACCCAUGAACUGCGACCAGUAUGCGACAUGCGAAAGGCAUCGACCCGCACGCUGACUAAGGUGGCCUGCUCAUUUCUGAAUUCAUCGAAGCCAUGUACCGUGUACUAUGGCAUCUCUCGUGAGGGCUUGGUGCAUGGUGUCAUGCUGAAUCGGAGGGAGCGCGAUGCCCUGCGCCUGGGUGUUGAUAUGAUGGAGCGUGAUCUGCGUCCUCGUCCGAUGCUAGAGAGCAUUGGCAUUGAGUUUGUGCCGGUGUUGCGCACUCCCACGGAUUCGCGUGAGACAGCCUCCUGCUUUGUUGUGGAAGUGAUGGUGCGAGGUGCUCCCGACACGCUUUACACUACUUCAGACGGUCGCUGUUACUUGCGCGAUGGCGACAUGACCUACCAGGCCACCACGCAAGAUGUGCGUACUAGGAUUGUUCAGCAGGAGGAGGCCCGCUACCUGCAAGCGCCAAACACUACUACUUCUCUAAGUCCUCUUCCCACCGAUGUAAGCCAGCCAUCACUUCAACCCUGGCACAGAGUUGUGUACUGAGCAACAGAGUCAUCUUUUUGUCAAGUAGAAAGUGAACCCUCCGUAAAGAAAUUCUAUUUCUUUGCCAAGUUAUAGGUUUCGCUAGCCAAGCAUAGGCGCUACUGCAUUUUUGGUUGUAUCACUGUAUUUUCUGGUCAAUACUCUCAUUCACGUUUCCUUUAUCCAUUUCAUUUGUAAGAUCCAGUGUGUUAAUAAGCAGAGUGUCUGCAAGUGUAUUUAAGAAAUACUUCUUUAUUUUUCUCAUAUUUCCUGAGGUCUUUUUUUUUUCCUCACCUUUAGUGCAAGCUCCUUCAUUGAGGUUGAGAAUGUGCCCGCUAUUACGAGGACCAUAAAAAUAAGCUUAAAAAGUUGCAUUUUUAAUGUCUGGGUUGACUUCUUGUGUACCUAAUGUGUGCAUUAAAAGGAACCUAAUUUUCUCCGACAAAAGAAAGAAGACUAUACUGACUUUUGACAAGUUCUAUAAUGUGUUACAAAGAUGUCAGCAAGACUUUACCUUGUCAUCUACCAAAUAAAGACAAUAUGAGUUUGUGGUUCUGCUAUGCUUUCACUGCAUGCAGCUCCUGGAAAAUUAACUCACCUCCUGCCCAUUUAUGAACAAUGUCCCGGUUGGGUACACAUUAAAAAAAAGUGUGGUGAACAAGCAUGAGUAAGCGUAGCUUGCAUAAAGGUGACACGCGUACUCUUACUCUUGCAGACUGGGUUCGCUAGAAUUUGACAUGCGCAACUGAGGAUAAAAAUAUCGCAUUAGAAUUCAUGACGUUUAUGUGGCAUUUAUUGUCGUGUAAACCUAAAUUGUUCUGGUUUGUUUGGAUUUUCUUGCUGUGGUCACCAGAUGAAUAUCUACAGUAUGCAUUCAUUUUGUGACAAUUUUAAAUGUGGUUGUCUCAACACUUCAUUCAUAUUACCAUAGUUUUGAUAAAGGUGCUAGUCAAUUUUUAGAAUUCACAAAUUUCUUCUGAGAUGCAGGAACUUUCAUUUUUCUUAACACCCUGCAAAUGUAUAUUUGCCCACAGGAAUAUGGGAUGCACUAAACUCUCUUACGCUGCUUAAAACCCUAAUUUUAGCUUGAGAUGGCAUUCCCCAUUGGUUCAGUGCUAGUCGUAAUGUACUUUUUAUGAGUGCUUUGGCAAAAUGUUGCCUUGUUUUAAUGCUCUCAAUGUCAUAUGGUUCACAGCAUUGAUUUUAUCAGCUGGUUUGACUGCAAAAUGCUUGUUAUCUUCCAUUAUUUAACUUUGCCUCAAAGCUACCAUAUAGCAGCACCAAUUUUGGACAAAAUGCUGUUUUUCUAUAAAUACAUUGCACAUGUAGCACUAGUAUCGUGCUUCAUCUGAAAAUAUUUUUUUAUAUACCGCUUUUUGUGCUUUUCGCCUUGUUUACUUUUAAGCAGUAACAAGAUAGCAGUUUAUAGUGAAUUGCUAGCUUAUGUUGUUGCUUGUUACUUCACUUGCAAGUUCUGAUGCAAUAUUUCACUUCUGGUCCAGUUAUUUGUUAAAUAAGGAUUUUAUAUUGUCAUACUACAUGUUAUUUUUUCAUAUCCAUGCCAAGUGCCAAAGUCAAAGGAGUCUAUUGGUUCAACAGAAGUAGUCAUAUAAUGGUAGUGUGUGCCACUAAUUGUUGUAUGGCAUCUUGUUACACUUGUUCGGUGUGCUUUGAUGUAUAAUCUGAAAUAUUCUGGCAGUUUGUAUUUGCUCUCUUUCUGAAGAGUUAUUUUGUAGUCUUAUCAUUUCUAACUCUAGGAAAAUAAGACUUCCACAAGGUAUUGCUUGGACAAGGCAUAAAACAUAUUGUUUAAUUUGCCUACCGUCAUACUAUGUAUGUUUUCCUCUGAGUCUCUCCUAUAAAGAACGCCUGCCAACUGCUGAAUACAUUGUGUAGGGAAUAGGAGAGAGCUUUUUAUUUUACUAUUUAGUUUUUAGUAUGUUUUUAUUUUAGUGUGUAGAAAGAUCUACUGUAGUUAUAGCAUUGUUCUAUGAAAGGGAAAGUAACGUAAACCAGAGUGCAUGCCAUCACUGUUUGUGUGAUUAAAUUGUUGCACUUGCAUAAUGUGCUGUGAUAUUUUAUCUCAACUAUUAUGACAUUUAAUUAAACUUGUAUGUGUUAAUUUUUCAAAUAAAGCAUCCUUCAGUAGG